AUGGUGAAAUUAAAUAAUUUAAAUUCGGGACAACAAGCUUUUACUGAGCAACCAGGUCAAACUAAUAACCAGUUCCAGCAAGCCCAAACUCCCCCUAAUAAUCAGCAAACCCCAAAAGGUUUAGAAAUGUUAACCGGGCAAAAGAUACCUCCGACCGGAGCAUUAGCCGAUAUUUUAAGCGGAAUUCAGCAAAUGCAGUUCAGUCUUAACCAAGUUUUAAAUCAACAACAGCAAAUUUGA
Molecule: messenger RNA, 240 nt
Organism: Funneliformis geosporum
Lineage: Eukaryota; Fungi; Glomeromycota; Glomeromycetes; Glomerales; Glomeraceae
Source: the annotation of a GenBank genome assembly